AUGUCUGCCUACGCACACCUUUCGCCAGCAGAGCAAAACCUCAUCGAGGUAGCAACCAAGACGAUAGCAGCCAUUCCGGUGUCCGACGACUACAGCGUCGCGAGCGCCGCACUCGCAGAAGACGGCCGCAUCUUCACGGGCAUCAACGUCUAUCACUUCACCGGCGGACCCUGUGCUGAACUCGUCGUCCUGGGAGUCGCCGCCACAGCUGGACCACCCAAACUCACUCAUAUCGUGGCCAUGGGGAACGAAGGACGGAUGGUGCUCAGCCCGUGUGGCCGUUGUAGACAGGUCCUGUGUGAUUUGCAUCCGGGCAUCAAGGCGAUUGUGAGGGACACAGAUGGGACAGUGAAAGUCGAGAAGGUGGAAGAUCUGUUGCCUGCGAGAUAUCUCAUACCUGACCCCACCGUUGAGAGGCUCUAG
Microsporum canis CBS 113480 is the source of this 423-nucleotide messenger RNA. RefSeq names its product blasticidin-resistance protein. Gene Ontology annotation, molecular function: cytidine deaminase activity; zinc ion binding. The transcript has a single exon. The coding region runs from base 1 to 423 and encodes 140 amino acids. Lineage: Eukaryota; Fungi; Ascomycota; Eurotiomycetes; Onygenales; Arthrodermataceae. The record is from RefSeq and is a predicted model, not a curated record. Gene Ontology annotation, cellular component: cytosol.